AUGAUUUAUGAUUUAGUUAUAAUAGGAUUAGGAGCUAUGGGUUCUUCAUCCCUAUAUCAUGCUUCCACACAAUAUAAUAAUAUAUUAGCCAUUGAAUAAUUUGAACCGACUCAUAAUAAAGGAUCAUCCCAUGGAGAAACUAGAAUCAUAAGAGAAGCAUAUUAUGAAGGUGAGUUCUAUGUUCCUAUGGCUUAAAAGUCUCUUGAAUUAUUUUUAAAAUUAUAAGAGGAAUCAAAAUAAUAAUUAUAUUAAAAAACUGGAUGUUUAAUUGUUGGGAAAGAGAAAUCUAAAUUGAUAAGAUAAUCUUAUUAAAGUGCAGUGAAACAUAAUGUAAGCUUUAAAAUAUAUAAAACUAAUCAAGAAUUAUAAUAAAAAGUCCCUGGAUUUACCUUACCUAAAGGAUUUGUUGGAUUAUUUGAUGAAACAGCAGGAAUUUUAUACCCUGAAAAAUUCUUAAGUCCAUGUUCUGGACAUGGUUUUAAAUUUUCUUCUUUAAUAGGAAAUAUGGCUUGUGAAAUAUUAGAAAAAUAAGUCAAUAAAUAUGAUAUGUUUAAAAUCUAAAGACUUUAGGAAAUAAAGCCUAAUUUAUGA
Messenger RNA from Ichthyophthirius multifiliis, 591 nucleotides. Its product is annotated as sarcosine oxidase, putative. The transcript is spliced from 3 exons. The record is from RefSeq and is a predicted model, not a curated record. NCBI's taxonomy places the organism in Eukaryota, Ciliophora, Oligohymenophorea, Hymenostomatida. Gene Ontology annotation, molecular function: sarcosine oxidase activity; flavin adenine dinucleotide binding.